Messenger RNA from Cuscuta europaea, 1829 nucleotides. The record is from the annotation of a GenBank genome assembly. NCBI's taxonomy places the organism in Eukaryota, Viridiplantae, Streptophyta, Magnoliopsida, Solanales, Convolvulaceae.
CUUACCCCCAACAGCCAUUCAUAUAUUGUUGGCUUCCUGCACCUGUGCCGAACGAGGGAUGUUACCCCAAGCUUGGACCUCUUCUUCCAAAGCUGCAACUUGUGCCGAGGGGGGCACGCGAAUGCCGAGGGCUUCUCCAAUUUGCAGCAGGUAGCGAAGUUCAAGUUGUUCACUAAGGCGCCCUCAUCCAACAAGGGCUGGAAAGACAGAUGGUGCUAUGUCCGGUUGGCCGAGAACCCCUUCCCGAGGGAGCUAAGGGACCGCUUUCGGUGCCACGAGAAGGUGGGGAGUAUCGCCCUAGAGAAGGAUGGCCUGGAACUCGCCAAGAUCCCGGAGGGUCGGAAAAAGAACAUAACCAUCAAGGAGUGCACCCUCGAGGAAGACCUAUAUGCCCUCGGAUUCCUGAGGUAUCGGUUCAUUGGGGAGACCGAUGAGAAGUAUCCCCUCUAUGAUAAAGCCUUCGGGGGAGCAAGAGGUAGCAAGAUGAAUGCCAAUGCUCUGUUUGCAAAGAGGAAGGGCAAAACCCAGGAAAAGAAGAAGGGGCCCUCGGCCAGAAGCCAGCCGAUGCGUUUUUCCCGAAGGACGUAGAGCCUUCUGUUGAGGAUGUCAAUGCUGCUGAGGGGACCGGGGGGUCGAAGGCCGAGGCGGCCGUGAAGAAGAAGAGAAGUGGUAAGGGGGUGGAGCCCCCUACCAAGAAGCAGAAAGCCGCUGGGGGCGCUGUUGAGGGGGCGGCCCCCCUCAUAAUUAUUGAUGACAUGCCCUCCACUGAUGGGCCUCUGGCCUCGGCCACCCCGAAGGCUCCGGUGAAUCUCCCCCCGGAGGAAUUACCCCGGGAGAUCCUUCAACUCUCCCUUGCCCCCGGUGCUUCACUGAUGCACGGUACUGCCGAGCCGAGGGACUUCCUACGGGGCAUCACCUCGAAGAUGGAUAGAGAAGUCUUCGAGACAUACGACGAUGAUGCCCUCGAGAACAGGAUCCUCCGGUCCUCUCUCACUGCCUGCAUAGCCCUCGGGGAACAGGCCGGGAGGCGUGAGGAAUGGCGCCUUCACGAGGCCGAGCAAGAUAAGAAGAUGGAGGGGCUGAUUCGCAAGAACUCUGAAGCGAUGAAGCAUGCUGCGCAGCUGGAGGAGGCCCUCCGGGAGGCGAAGGCGGCGGCAGAGAAGGCCAAGGCUGAUGGCAUAGCCGAGGGCAAGGCAGAGGCCGAGAGGGUUGCUGCCGAGGUGGCGAAGAAAGCUGCCGAUGAGGCCAAAACCGCCAAGGAGGGAGCUGUGGCCAAGGCCCGAGAGGAGGCAGUUGCUGAGUUCCUUGCCGAGGGCUGGAAGGCCGAGGGCCAUAAGGAGUGGGUGGCCUCCGUGGUGGCGGCCUCGGUGGAUGCUUGGGUAGAAGGCCCCGGGGUUGACUGGCUGACAGAUAGGGGCGACGCCUACUACCAGGGGGGUGAAUUCUUUACCCAGCAUCUGAUUUACCGGAGGCUCGCCAGGCACUUUGGCGUAUCCCUCGACCAAUUUGACCCCUCAGCAUACGGCCUUCCUCCAUUGCAACCAGAUGUGAGAGUUCCCCUCCCCCCGGGCGAAGAGCGGCCGACGAUAUACGACUCUGUGAUGAUGGGGGGUGAUGGGGGCGGAUCCGUCGGAGGUGAUGCUGCUGGGGAAGAAGUCUCCUCCAAAGCCGCCGUAGAAGAUGCCCUCGGAGAUAAUGAUGCUGAAGUCACAGAGAAGAUUUGUACUUAGUCAAUUUUUGAAAAAUCUUUGUAAUGAACCUUUGUCACCCCUCGGCUUUGGCCCGUAUGUAAUAGUUACAUUGACUUUCCUUUUGAUGAUUGAUGGAUG